AAGAAGGAAGAAAGACACCAUAAAAUAGAUGCUGGUACAGCAUAUGAAAAUGGAAAACAAGAAGAAAUCAAACAUGAAAGCAAUACUGGAAAAAGCGUACAACCUUCAAACUUAUGUGUGGGGAGAAGACGUAUAAAUUAUGCUAAAUUCAUUAACACAAAUGCAAGAACAUACAAUGACCCAGUUCCCUAUAUAGAUUCAUACAAAGGACCAGAAGAGCAGAGUAACUGGUGGUCAUAUGGUGAAUCAUUGGUGCAUGUCUUCCAACCACCUUAUGAUACUAGCAGCACCCAGAGGAGUGACUUCCAAAGACCAACAUGUCCAUUGGUAUUGCCAGUCAGACACAACAAGAUGCAGAAGCCUUCUUGUGGAAUAGUUCCUGUUGUCUGUCUGGAUGCAUCAAGAAAAUGCAAAAACAGCUUUAUAGAAUACAUCUCUUUUACACAUCAAUAUGAUGCCAGAAAAUCUCCCAAUGAGCCCAUCAAGGGCAAGAGACAUGGAACUUUUGUGCAGAGAGAGAUAAAACCAGGGAGUGAGCAAGUAGUUCCAAAGGGAGCAGAGGCAUUACUGAAUAGUCCGAGGUCAUGUUCAUCUGAACAGUCCAACAAAGAGAGAGGAAAUUCAGCAGGAAGCAGAAUGACCUCAUCAGGUCAGUGUGGAUAGAAUUCCCAAGAGCUGCUAGAGACUUAAAACUCACUAUCAAAACAGACAACCAGGCAGCCCCAGCAUGCCCCAGGAGCCCUGAGUGAAGGCCAAGGACUGACUGCAGGGAGUUUCACAACUGUAGGACAAGUUCUUCUUACCAGACAGGAGCCUUUAAAUCCUCAAAUAAAAAUCCAGGGUAAGUCAAAAUAA
This is a messenger RNA of Jaculus jaculus (lesser Egyptian jerboa), 855 nucleotides long. RefSeq names its product chromosome 4 C2orf73 homolog (gene Cimip6). NCBI's taxonomy places the organism in Eukaryota, Metazoa, Chordata, Mammalia, Rodentia, Dipodidae. The record is from RefSeq and is a predicted model, not a curated record.